GUACAUAGUCAAUGCUACCCUUCUUUGUUUGAAGUUUGCUGUUUUCGUUUAUGGUUGACUAUCAAUUUCAUGCAUGUUUGUGUCAGUCACAACUCUAAACGUGAACUCGGUGGACAAUUUUCUGUCAGUUGAAGGAUCUCUGUUUGAACUGCUGCUUGUACGUCAUGUAGCUAUCACCAAUUCACCCCCUGGAUUCUUAACCUGGUUUUGCUCUACAGCUUAACUGUGUGACUGAUCUCGGAGACAGAGGGGAAGAUGCCUCCCAGGCCGUCUUCGGGGGAGCUAUGGGGCAUCCACUUGAUGCCUCCCAGGAUCCUGGUGGACUGCCUGCUGCCCAAUGGAAUGAUUCUGACUCUCGAGUGUCUCCGAGAGGCCACGCUCAUCACCAUCAAACAUGAGCUGUUCAAGGAGGCCAGGAAAUAUCCCCUCCACCAUCUCCUUCAGGAGGAGACGUCCUACAUCUUUGUCAGCGUUACCCAGGAAGCAGAGCGGGAGGAGUUCUAUGAUGAGACCAGAAGACUAUGUGACCUCCGACUCUUCCAGGCCUUCCUCAAGGUCAUUGAACCGGUUGGCAACAGAGAGGAAAAGAUCCUCAACAGAGAGAUUGGUUUUGCCAUUGGUAUGCCAGUGUGUGAGUUUGACCUUGUGAAGGAUCCCGAGGUUCAAGACUUCAGGAGGAACAUCCUGAAUGUUUGUAAAGACUCUGUGGAGCUGAGAGACGCCAGCGGACCCCACAGUAGAGCGCUGUAUGUUUACCCACCAAAUGUAGAAUCCACACAGGAACUUCCCAAGCACAUCUAUAGCAAACUGGACAAAGGUCAGAUCAUUGUUGUGAUUUGGGUGAUUGUUUCUCCAAACAAUGACAAACAAAAGUAUACAUUGAAGAUCAACCACGACUGUGUCCCUGAACAGGUGAUCGCAGAGGCCAUUCGUAAGAAGACGCGCAGCAUGCUGCUGUCCCCAGAGCAGCUAAAGAUGUGUGUUCAGGAAUAUCAGGGUAAAUACAUCCUCAAAGUUUGUGGCUGUGACGAGUACCUGCUGGAAAAGUACCCCAUCAGCCAGUAUAAGUAUAUCCGUAGUUGCAUCAUGCUGGGCAGGAUGCCUAACCUGAUGCUAAUGGCCAAGGACAGCCUGUACACUCAGCUGCCAACAGAUAACUUUGUCAUGCCGUCAUACUCUCGACGCAUCUCUACGGCAACAUCCUAUAUGAAUGGAGAGGCAGCUGCCAAGUCACUGUGGACCAUCAAUGGAACCCUGCGAAUACGAAUCCUCUGUGCCACCUAUGUUAACGUCAACAUACGGGACAUAGACAAGAUAUAUGUGAGAACAGGCAUUUACCAUGGAGGUGAACAGAUGUGUGACAAUGUCAACACACAGAGAGUACCCUGCUCUAACCCCAGGUGGAAUGAGUGGCUCACCUAUGAUAUGUACAUCCCAGACAUACCCCGUGCUGCCAGACUCUGCCUCUCCAUCUGCUCUGUCAAGGGCAGGAAGGGAGCCAAGGAGGAGCACUGUCCACUAGCUUGGGGUAAUAUCAACUUGUUUGACUACACUCACACUCUGGUGGCAAACAAGAUGGCUCUGAACCUCUGGCCUGUCCCUCAUGGCCUUGAAGACCUCCUCAACCCCAUAGGAGUCACAGGGUCCAACCCUAAUAAGGAAACCCCAUGUCUGGAGCUGGAGUUUGACCACUUUAGUAGUUCAGUCAAAUACCCAGAAAUGAAUGCAGUAGAGGAUCAUGCAAACUGGACCGUCUCGAGGGAACUGGGGUUUAACUACAACCUCUCUGGACAGAGCAACCGGUCGGCCAGAGAUCACGCCCUGACAGAGAGCGACACCGAGCAGAUGAGACAGCUGAGUAACAGAGACCCUCUUUCAGAAAUCACUGAGCAGGAGAAAGACUUCCUCUGGAGACAAAGGCACUACUGCAUGAACAUCCCUGAGAUCCUUCCCAAGAUCCUUCUCGCUGUAAAAUGGAACUCCAGAGAUGAAGUAGCACAGAUGUAUUGUCUGUUAAAGGAAUGGCCGUCUAUCCGUCCUGAGCAGGCCAUGGAGCUGUUGGACUGUAACUAUCCAGACCCCAUGGUCAGGCACUUCGCUGUACGCUGCCUUGACAAACACCUUGCUGAUGACAAACUGUCUCAAUACCUGAUCCAGCUUGUACAGGUAUUAAAAUAUGAGCAGUAUCUUGACAAUCCCCUGGCCCGUUUCCUCCUGAAAAAGGCCCUGACCAAUCAAAGGAUAGGUCAUUUCUUCUUCUGGCAUCUCAAGUCAGAAAUGCACAAUAAAACAGUGAGCCAGAGGUUUGGUUUGCUGUUGGAGGCUUACUGCAGGGCAUGUGGCAUGUACCUCAAACACCUGAGCAGGCAGGUAGAGGCCAUGGAAAAGCUCAUUAACCUCACUGACAUCCUUAAACAGGAGAAGAAGGAUGAGACCCAGAAGGUCCAGAUGCGGUUUCUUGUGGACCAGAUGAAGAGACCGGACUACAUGGAUGCUCUGCAGAACUACACCUCUCCUCUCAACCCUGCACACCAACUGGGAAACCUGAGGUUAGAUGAAUGCAGAAUCAUGUCAUCAGCGAAGAGACCGCUGUGGCUGAACUGGGAGAAUCCUGACAUCAUGUCCGAGCUGCUCUUUCAGAACAAUGAGAUCAUCUUCAAAAAUGGCGACGACUUGCGGCAGGAUAUGCUCACGUUGCAGAUUAUAAAAAUCAUGGAGAACAUUUGGCAGAAUCAGGGACUGGACCUUCGGAUGCUUCCGUAUGGCUGUCUGUCGUUAGGAGACUGUGUGGGUCUCAUUGAAGUGGUUCGCAGCUCCCACACCAUCAUGCAGAUUCAGUGUAAAGGGGGCUUGAAAGGAGCCCUGCAGUUCAACUCAAACACUCUGCAUCAGUGGCUCAAGGACAAGAAUAAGGGCGAGAUGUAUGACAUGGCUGUGGAUCUGUUCACAAGGUCCUGUGCUGGCUACUGUGUAGCUACAUUUAUCCUUGGGAUAGGAGACAGACACAACAGCAACAUUAUGGUCAAAGAUGAUGGACAGUUGUUUCAUAUAGAUUUUGGCCAUUUCCUGGAUCAUAAGAAGAAGAAAUUUGGCUACAAGAGAGAGCGAGUUCCCUUUGUACUGACGCAAGACUUCCUCAUCGUCAUCAGCAAGGGAUCCCAAGAGUGUGCAAAGACCAAAGAGUUUGAGAGGUUCCAAGAGAUGUGUUAUAAAGCCUACCUGGCGAUCCGGCAGCAUGCUAACCUCUUCAUCAACCUGUUCUCCAUGAUGCUGGGCUCUGGUAUGCCUGAGCUGCAGUCAUUUGAUGACAUUGCCUACAUUAGGAAGACGCUAGCCCUGGAGAAAAGCGAACAGGAGGCGUUGGACUACUUUAUGAAACAGAUGAACGAUGCUCACCAUGGAGGAUGGACCACCAAAAUGGAUUGGAUAUUCCACACAAUUAGACAGCAUGCCCUAAACUGAUCUCCUGCAAACAAACAAAAAACACCAGUGCCACUCUGGGGUAACAGGAAGUUUUGAGCUUGAUUUUGUUUUUAUUUAUUUUUUUAAACACCACAUUUUUAUCCAUCUUAUCGAGGUUCUGUUGUUUUUUCCUUUUCUUGCCCUUAUCAUGUACUUUUUUCUGCGGUCGUGAUGCCCUCACUUUACCCUCGUACUUGUUCAGGAGUCUACAAGAGAGCAUUGUCCAGAGUCCUAUUCAAGAUGUUCCCUAUUUGGAUGUUUGCAUCCUUAGCUACUUUUUUUGCUCAGUUUUUUUCCCCUGUUGACCCCUGCUACUCUUGCUGGAAAAACGAUAAUUGGACAAAACAGCAUAAAGAAGAUAUAUCUGCUCAUCUAAAAUUUUAGCCACCAAGUAAGUUCAACUUGCUGCACUUCUGCACUGUGUCUCCGCCUCAGAAAGGAGGUGCUUGUGAACCCUUUUUUUUAAUCGUAUCUCUGAUGAGACGUUAGCAGGCACUAGGAACUUAUCUUACAUAAUAAGUGUCAAUCAAAUUUGUUGCACGGUGCAGGAUUACUGGAGUAUGGGGUCUUCUGUGAUGACUACCACUGCACAGUCUUCCACCAUAUUUGUGGUGAAGUUGCCCUCCUGAGCUGAUUUGGUGUCAGCUUUGUCACCUCUUAAACCUUUGAGAAAAUAAUUCAAAGCUCAAAAGAAGAGUCUCUGGGUUGUUCAACAGUCUCCCUGCUUUUAUGAAAAAGCACUCCACCCUUGGGAACAUUUGUUGGUGGUGCAGCUAUGACUCUUUGCAUAAACGUCAGGGUAAUGAUGCCUGUCCUUAAAAAAACUGCACUUAGAAAUAAUAUACAGAUUUAUUAUACCUUUUAAAAUGUAUUUAUGUAUGCCGUUUCUUUCAGUUUCUACGUACACAGCCAAAACUCUCCACAAUCAUUGCUAUUGUAAAUAUAGUUUUCUGUAUUUGUGUUAACCAAUUUCUUCUGACUACCACAAGUUAAACAAGUUUUCAGUUUUUUGCCAUUAUGAGUUUUGCUCAAAUUUGUAAAUUACGAUUGCUGAUUUUUUUUCCUCGUCACUUUUUAAGGUAAACAUCUCAUUUCAUUUUGGGGUAUUGGGGCUAGUGUGCAGCCCUACUUGGAAUUUGUAAAAAAAAAUUGGGGGUGCAGAUUGUUAAGAAUGAAAGUGCCAGUCUCACAUGUUAUGACUAUUGGGACCUAUUUUAAGCCUCUGGCUGUCUGUUUUAUUGGCAAGCAGAAGUCCAGGGGAAUGUCAUGUCUUCCUGUUGAUAAAAUGCCUUUGCGUCACAACACAACACUCCACAACGCUGCACACUGCUAAGACCUACAAACAUGUUGUAGUAAGCAAACCAUGACAGCACUUUUUAACAUGAAAAGCUAGAUCUGACCAUCACUGUUCAUUCAUUUUUAUUUACAACAAUGUGAUGCUGAUUGUCUUUAGCAUGUCCCCAACAGGAAUGUCCUUAAAAUGUGGACUCAUGAAGAAAGUGCAUUCUAACUUGUGUUUAUCACAUCUUCUGGAUAAUUUUAUCCAGAACCCCUUUCACUGAGCCUAUCACACCUUGGUAAAUGCAUUUUUGUUUCAUUGUGUCUUUUAAGCAGACCAUUGUCGCCUUGUCUUUUGAGGUAGAACUUUUCUCGGAAAGUAUAGUUAUGUAAGGUGUUUUUAAUGAGAACAGAGAACCUUGAGUGGCAGUAAAGGAGAGAAUGUAUUAUUCAAGAAAAGGUGCCUCAGAGCAGCCUCGUGAGCCUCAGACGCCUUCACAAUGUCCACAGAAAGACAUUUGGAUGUGCUCAUGGCUAAAUUAUAAUCUUACAGAAAGUAUGAAACUAAAUCUGCCAAUGGAAAAGAAAGUCAGCACUUUGCCUGCUUAACUGUUGAUUGUAUCGAAAAGCCAAAGUGGUGGUCUGUUCUGAUGUGGCAUAUGUGUGUGAUGUCACAUUAUUGCAGAAUUAACUGCUGGAAUGUAUUUAAUUGUACCUUAUUGGACUUUAUGUGCACUCAUUUUUUUUUUUAUGUUUUUGCAUCAUUCAUGUUUUCGUCCUUAUGUCAGAUGCAGAGCCACUAAACAUACAGUAGAUAGAGAGGUCUUCUCUUCUUCUUUAAUGUGCCAAAUCAGGCAUCACUGAGGCCUAUGAAAGCUUAUGCUGGAAUCAUAUCUUGCAGUAAGGGGUAUCAGUUACAGACUUAAAAAAGAAAAAGGUUGGGCAAUGCACUUAAGAAGAAGUUGUUUUUGUAAUUCUAAAUGCCUUAUUGUCCAAAAGGACUGUAAGAAGUUAGCCUAGAAAGCAUGUUUCUCAAACAGCAUAACCCAUAUGUAUGAUGUAUAUUUUGAAGCAGCAUUAAGCAGUAUGUAUGUACAGUUACGGUCAAACCUCUUUUCUAUGGUGGGUUGUGUUUGUGUGCAUUAAUUCUCUUUCUGUACAGGUUGCAGAGCUUCAUUGGCAGGCCCCAAUGAAAACCCACACUGUAUGUACAUGUCCAUGUGUCUGUUUGUGAUGACACUUAACUGUUGAAGUUGUGGUGUCUCUAAAUGUUUUGUAAGCCUUUUUUUCCCCCACUGGCUUGUCUGUGCCAGAGAAGGAAAAACGUUUUUUCUUUUUUAAGUUUUUUGCUUUGUUAGCAAGUAAUCAUAAAUGAGGGAGAACUUUUUUCAAACAUACUUUGUAAAUGUUUUACUUGAAAUGUCACAAAUCAGAACCACCCUUGUAUUUUGUUGGUUUAAAGCUGAGAUGGGAGUAGUGCAGUGUAUAUUUAGUAAUGAUUAUUAGAGAGUGUGUGUAUUGUACUGAACAUUAGCACUGAUUGUUGAAGCAUUGUGUACAGGCUUUUUGUUUGAUACUGGCAGUGAUUGUAAUCAGUGCCACAGUCCUACAUUUCAGAGUGAAGACACAAUUACUUCUUGAACUAAGAUUGUGAUUGAGUCCAAAUUUCAAAGAUCAGGUUCAGUGAGAAAUACGACAAAGUAUCUUACAGGGUUCGAUAAGAUUAAUUAAUCUUAGAUGUUCAUCCUUAACCUCAAGAUCGUAAGGAUUACGUCCAGCAGCCAAGUAUUAGUUUUUAGUUUGUUUGUUUGUUUAAAUGUUCUCCUGGUCCCCAACUUUGGCACUGAAUAGGUUCAGGAAUGAUAUUGUUGCACUACUUUUCCUUCUUUAAAUGAAGGCCCAUAUUUUCAUCUGACUGUAUUGAUCAACGUCCUGCAGGAUAUUCAUAUAAUGACACAUAAUUAUUGUACCUGCGAAAUGUACUAGUUAAGGUGAAGUUGGAAAAGGAUCUUAGCUAUGAUUUCAACAUGAGCAGUGGACAUAAUAACAUGAAUACUCUGAUAUAAUGAAAUUCAAUGCAAUAUCCAUGCAGUAAAUACUUAUGUGAACCCAAUUUUGUUUUUGAUGGCUGACAAGUAUUUAUUCUAAGGUGUUUUAUGUUACUGUUUUUGUUUUUUUGCGUGAUGACAGGUGUUCAGGUUAUUGUGUCCACCACCUGUAUGAAUUUGGGGCCUGGUAUUAAGUGAAUAAGUCUGUUUUUCUUUCUGUAAAGCAGUUAAAAACAUUGUCAAACUCACAGUUACAGCUGUUUGUUUCAACAGAUUGUGUUGUUAGAAAUCCUUUGAAAGAAUGUCCAAGGUUUUAAAGUCUUUUAAAGAGCGAAUAUGACUAAUCAUUAGGAUUACUGAUCAUUUGUGAUCAUUUGAGGUUUCUGAAGUGUCCUAAAUUCUCACUUUGAAGAGAAAUAUUGACUAAAUGGUCUGUGACUUCAUGUUAUUUUCUGUAUGCAGUGCUCUUAACUACAUUAUAAUGUUUUGCUAAUAUAUUUCCACAACAUACCAUGCUGUCAGAACCUUAACCUAUACUAUGAAUGAAUGUACAACGGGCCAAUGUAUUGUUUUUCACAGCCUAACUGCAUGGGAUUUUGGUAAGGAUUCUUUGUUUGUUUUUUGCUGUUUUGUUUUUCUAGUCUGCUAAGCAGCCAUACAGAUGUUUAUGAAUUAAUGCCUUAAGUUUGAUCUGUGUAGGAACAGUUUCAUCUUUACAAUAAGCUGUGUUUUUUUAAUUUAUAAAUGUAUAUUGUAUUUCAUUUUGGCUCCCUGGUUACAGAGUAACGGUUUGUUUGUGACUGACUGACUGGUCAUCUGAGUGUUCUGUG
Molecule: messenger RNA, 7618 nt
Organism: Anoplopoma fimbria (sablefish)
Lineage: Eukaryota; Metazoa; Chordata; Actinopteri; Perciformes; Anoplopomatidae
Product: phosphatidylinositol 4,5-bisphosphate 3-kinase catalytic subunit alpha isoform-like
Exons: 25
Coding region: 256-3462 (1068 amino acids)
Biological process (GO): cell migration; phosphatidylinositol-mediated signaling; phosphatidylinositol 3-kinase/protein kinase B signal transduction
Cellular component (GO): phosphatidylinositol 3-kinase complex, class IB; phosphatidylinositol 3-kinase complex, class IA; cytoplasm
Molecular function (GO): 1-phosphatidylinositol-3-kinase activity; 1-phosphatidylinositol-4-phosphate 3-kinase activity
Source: RefSeq, a predicted model, not a curated record